Molecule: messenger RNA, 3663 nt
Organism: Trypanosoma rangeli
Lineage: Eukaryota; Euglenozoa; Kinetoplastea; Trypanosomatida; Trypanosomatidae
Product: putative ubiquitin-activating enzyme e1
Exons: 1
Coding region: 1-3663 (1220 amino acids)
Biological process (GO): protein sumoylation
Cellular component (GO): cytoplasm; SUMO activating enzyme complex
Molecular function (GO): SUMO activating enzyme activity
Source: RefSeq, a predicted model, not a curated record
AUGCAAAAGCGCACACGGGAACAUCAAUCUGGAUAUUCUGCACUUUGCCCAAAGGCUACAAGGUUUUAUAAAAUGGAGCACACAUCACAAUCUUUGAACUUUAACAACAAUACCGCGACAGCGAUGACGAGGACGAGCAAGACAGAAAAAGGUGCCGCGGAGAUGCCCACAGUGGAGGCAGCUACCGCUACCCCAUCCUCCUACGUCGUUGACUCCAAGUUUCUUGACAAGCAAAGUCGCACAAUUGGCACCUAUGGACUGGAGACAAUGGUAAAGCUCAUUUCUUUCAAGGUGCUCAUUGUCGGCUGCGGCGGUGUUGGAAUUGAGGCAGCAAAGAAUCUAUCCAUGGCUGGGGUUCAUACAAUCAUCCUGUGUGACCCGGCAAAGUCCACACCAAAAGAUAUGGGCGUUAACUUUGCGGUCACCGAGGCAGCACUGCGUGCUGGUCUCACCCGAGCCGAGGCGUCACAGCGGAUGAUUGCUGAAUUGAACCCAAACGUUCGUGUGCGGGUCGUGGACACCCUCAGCGAGGCAGUGGUCAGUCAAGUCAAUGCCCUCGUCUUCACAUCUGCUGCCCCUGAGUAUUCCUUGAAGACCCUCACGAAGUGGAAUCAGUUUUGUCACUCCCAGACAUCACCUAUAUCAUUUAUUUUUUCCUUUCAAGGUGGCGCGCUCGGGUCCGUCUUUGCCGAUCACGGCGCUCGCUUUACUGUAAAAGACCCGGAUGGUCGCCCACUGCUUCAGAAGUCUGUGGUGGAGGUCCUCACGAAGCAGGACAAGACAGGGACGCCCUACACGCGUGUCCGCUAUGAAACGCCCGAGGGUCAAACCCCUGGUGCGCUCCGGGACUACACCAAGGUGAAAUUUACGGAGGUGCGAGGAUUGCGUAAGUCAAAUGGAGAAAGCGUGAAUGAAUGUGUCUUUAACGGCGUGGUGUGCCCUAACGAUCCCCAUGAUACGGUGCGCAUAUACCCGUCCCUUGAGAGUCAGGGUUACUCUGCGUAUGAGACCGGUGGUUUCAUACAUGAACUGAAGGAGGUAUUUCAACUGGAAUUCAAAACACUUAAUGAGGCCGUUGUGUGUCCUGGUCAAUUUGUUCCUGUCGGUUCCAUGAUGGAUGGAUCGGAGGAGUCGCAGUGGCAUCUCUUUUUGUGUGCGUUACUAAGGUUUGUGGAUAAACACGGAAGGCCUCCGAAACUACAUGAUGGGAAAGAAGCAGAGGAGGUGUUGUCUUGGGCCCAUACCAUUAAUGCAAAAAACAAGGCAGCAAAGGAAAAAAUUAAGAUUCCAGAGCACCAGUUGUUUUUGGAACCAGAAAGAGAGGAGUUCCCUCCACGCCCUGCUCCCCCACCGUCGCUACAUGUGCCACUCAGUGUGGACCAUGUGGAUGAGUCUUUUAUUCGCACCCAGGCGCUUGUUUCCGAUGCGGAGCUUCAACCUUUGUGCGCCUUUUUUGGGGCUAUUGUGGCUCAAGAAAUUGUGAAAAUAACAGGGAAGUACACACCUAUUUGUCAAUGGUUUCACUUCAGCUGUGCCCCCAUCCUUGCAAGCAGUGCGCUGUACAUGAAUUCGGAUGACUACAAGCCAUGUAACUCGCGUUACGAUCACCUGAUUGCUCUGCUUGGUAAAACGUUUCAGGAGAGGCUGGGAAAUCUCCGCAUAUUUAUGGUUGGUUGUGGUGCGCUGGGAUGUGAGAACAUCAAAAACUUUGCUCUAUGUGGAUUGGCAUGUGGACCACAUGGUUCACUCCUUGUAACUGAUAAUGACCGUAUUGAGGUAUCGAACCUCAGUCGACAGUUUCUCUUCCGCGAGGAAAAUGUUGGGCAGCCCAAGUCUGUUGCGGCAGCAGCACGAAUGCGCGCCAUGAACAAGAGCGCCGUUAUUGAUCCUCGUCAGGACCAUAUUGGCGCAAACACGGAGCACUUAUAUCACGAUGUCUUUUGGAGCGGACUGGAUGUUGUGGUGAAUGCUCUUGACAACAUGGAGGCAAGGUUGUACGUGGAUCAGCAAUGCGUGAAGUUUCGCAAGAUUCUUGUGGAGGCUGGAACGAUGGGAACAGGCGGCAAUGUUGAUAUCAUCGUUCCAGGCAAAACCACAUCCUACGCGGAUGGUGGCGCGGCAGACGCCUCUGGUGGUAUUCCCAUGUGCACUCUACGCAAUUUUCCCUACAUCUUUGAUCACUGCAUCGAGUGGUCCCGGGCCCAGUUUGAUGACCUUUUUGUGUCUCCGAUGCAGACGGUGGGACAGCUCUUGGAGGACCCUAGUGCCUUUAAACAACGAGUAAAACGAGAAAUUGACGCGGCCGAAAGCCCAGGAGAGCGCCUUAGUUUGGUGGAAAAAAACCUUGGUAUUUUGCAUAUGCUGCAAAAAGUACUUGCCGUUCUUUCUACCGGAGUUGACAUGGAAAAAUGCUUUCAAUGUGCGUGGGAGGUGAUGUUCCACCUGUUCCGGGAUCGUAUUAUGGACCUGCAGCGUUCCUUCCCGCGGAAUGCCAAGAAAAAGAACGGGGACGACUUUUGGUCUGGCCACCGUAAAUACCCAACGGCGCUGAACGUUGACCCGGCAAGCAUAACGUCCAACAAGGACGCCGUUGAGUUCAUCAUUGCCGCCGCCAAUUUGUUUGCAUGCAUGUACGGUGUGCACCCGCCCAAGCAUGAGCCCCGCUUCAACGAUGAAAACAACCGUUGGAUGCAGCAGUAUCGCUCUCCGGAGUGGCUAAACAAAAUGAUUGCGAAGCGUGUAGUACCAGUGUAUCACCCUGGCACUCUGGAGGGCCUUGAUGAUGAUCUCAUGGACGCUGCGGAGGUAGAUAAUGCGGCCAAUACGGAGGGAACGAAGGAGGAACAGCUGCAGCACGUACUUCACAAUAUUGUCAGUGUGGCGGAGCGUUGUCGCAAGACAAGGGCCGUUCCACUGGAGUUUGAAAAGGAUGAUGAUGAUAACUUUCAUAUUGACUUUGUGGCUGCCGCGAGCAAUCUUCGUGCAUCAAACUAUAAUAUUCCGACGCAGGAUCGAAUGAAAGUAAAACUGGUUGCAGGAAAGAUUAUUCCAGCCAUUGCAACAACGACCGCGGCUGUUACGGGGCUCGCGCUUAUCGAGUAUUUCAAGGCUCUUCAGGAGAAGGACAUCUCAUUUCUCCGCAACGGAAUGAUUGACGUGGGGACAAACAACUAUGUGCUCUUUGAGCGUGACACACCCAUUAAGAACCGAACCAAGGUCAUCAGCACAUACCUCUCUGAGCAAGACUACACGUACAAAAAGAAGGUUAUUCGUGUGCCGGACGGUUUCACGAAGUAUGAUUCUAUUGAUGUGUUCCUGACGACAAAUACAACCGUGCAAGAGUUUGUCACAAUGCUUGAGAAACAACUGAAUGCUGCUCUAUCGGCAGGCACAAAAGGUUUGUGUGAGGUGAUUGGUAUUGGCGUCGGCAAAGGUAUGCUGUGGAACGGAUCGAAGAGGCAUGCCAACACAAACCUCCCGCUCAUGCAAUUGAUUGAGCGGCAGAAAGUGGUUGAGGCGGGCGGGAAACUCCCGCGGCCGUUUUGGAAGAACCGCACGCAGUUCUGUGAGCUUGUCGUAACGGUGUCGUUGGAUGACGAGGAUACAAGCGUGGAUGAAACGGAGGUGGAGACUGCCAUGAUUCGUCUAUGCAUCACGCAGUAA